Messenger RNA from Cannabis sativa, 2043 nucleotides. Its product is annotated as organic cation/carnitine transporter 3-like. The transcript has a single exon. The record is from RefSeq and is a predicted model, not a curated record. Gene Ontology annotation, molecular function: transmembrane transporter activity. NCBI's taxonomy places the organism in Eukaryota, Viridiplantae, Streptophyta, Magnoliopsida, Rosales, Cannabaceae. Gene Ontology annotation, cellular component: membrane. Gene Ontology annotation, biological process: transmembrane transport. Bases 244 to 1821 code for a protein of 525 amino acids.
AUUAUUUUAUUAAAUAAAAAUUAAAAGUCACUCAAAUAUCAGUUCAAAUAUUAAUGGGAUUUGUUUUAUUAUUAUUUUAUUAUAUAUAAAUAAUAUUUUAUUAUUUUAUUAAAUAAAAAUUAAAAGUCACCCAUAAAUUUCUCAAAAACCAAGAAUUUUAGUUAUAUAGGCACACUUUAUAUAGAAUAGAUAUAACAGAAGUGUAUACAGUACAUACAAUCCUAUCUUUCAAUAUCCACCUGCAUGGCCAAUUCAACUCAUACUCCUUUCCUCUCUCAACCCAACUCGGACGAGUCUUCCCAAUCUCCUCACCCUGAAGGUACUGAAGGGAAAUAUCUUCCAUCAUUGGAUUCAACCAUUGAAAACUGCAUCGGAAAAUUUUGCUGGGCUCAAUUUCUCCAAGCCAUCGUUGUCUCUUUUGCAUGGUUCUUUGAUGCUCAACAAACAUUCAUCUCAGUCUUCGCAGACGCUCAGCCAAUGUGGCAUUGUAAUACCAACAUUUCAUCAUCAUGCAAUAAUCCAAUCUCUGAUCUUUGCCACCUUCCCACGAAUUCAUGGGCUUGGGAUUUGCCUGAGCACACCUCCACCAUAUCCGAAUGGGGCUUACAGUGUGCAGGAUCCAUAAUUACCGGCAUGCCCGCCUCGGCCUUCUUCGUGGGGUGCCUUGUCGGCGGCCUUGUGCUUGCCACUCUUGCAGAUUCUUCCCUUGGUAGGAAGAAGAUGCUUUCCCUUACUUGUGUUGCUAUGGCUAUGUCCACACUCCUUACUGCUUUAGCCACCAACGUCUGGACAUACUCUGCGUUGCGACUAAUCAGUGGCUUCGGCCGUGCUACUAUAGGCACGUCCGCGCUUGUUCUGUCAACCGAGUUGGUUGGCAAGAAAUGGCGAGCUCAAGUAGGUGUCAUAGGUUUCUUGUGCUUCACGUUAGGGUUUCUAUCUUUACCCGCUCUUGCUUAUUUAAACAUUGGUUCAACAUGGAGAAAUCUGUACCUAUGGACAUCUAUUCCUACAAUCUUCUACUCUUUACUUGUUCACUACUUUGUUCUUGAAUCUCCAAGAUGGUUGUUCAUCAAAGGCCGAAAAGAAGAAGCCGUCGGAACCCUAAAAACAAUGGCUAAAGCAAACCAUGAAAGCUUCACCAUGAGCUUUUCAUACUUGCUUAUUGAAGAAGAAACAUGGAAUGUUGAUCUUUACUCAGCAAUCAAAAUUUUGAUAGAGAAAAAAUGGGCCCUUCGGCGACUCUCAGCCGUUAUGGCGAUCGGAUUCGGGGUCGGGUUGGUUUAUUACGGCAUGCCUUUAGCUCUUGGAAACUUAGCUUUCAAUCUCUACUUAAGUGUAACUUUCAACGCCUUGUCUGAGCUUCCAGCUUCACUUAUAGCUUUUCUAUUCGUAUCAAAGCUUAACCGCCGAACUUCAAUUUUGUUCUACACAAUCCUUAGUGGGAUUUGUAGUAUAAUGUCAGUAGUAAAAGGAGUAAAGAGCUAUACGACAAUACAAAUUGGGUUAGAAUUGGUGUCGUUUUUCAGUGCAUGCUCGGCAUUCAAUAUUUUGCUAAUUUUCACACUAGAGUUGUUCCCUACUUGUGUCCGUAACUCGGCGGUUUCGAUGGUUAGACAGGCACUAGUGCUGGGCGGAGUGUUCAGUCCGGUGUUGGCGGCGGCCGGUAGAGGAGAUGGGUUUGUGUCGUAUGGAGUGUUUGGUGUGGUGAUAAUUUGUUUUGGAUUAUUUGUCGUUUGUCUUCCGGAGACUAAAGGAGGUGUACUUUGUGAUACAAUGGAUGAAGAAGAGUACAAAGAAAGACAUCAAAACUACUUGUGCUAAUAAUGACGUAUAAGAUUCUCAUCAUCACUUGAAAAUAUAUCAUGACAGCAAUAAUUAAUGUUCCAGCUUUACAUAUAUAACAUUAUUAUAUAUACAGCUUGUAUAUAUUCCUGUAAUAUAUAUGAAUAUAUUAUGGCAUGUGUACGUUUAAAUUUAUUAUAACUAUGUAAUAAUAUUAAUAUUAUAUGUAUAUAUAUAUGUAUCAUGAAAAAGCUAAUAAAU